GUUAUGAUUACGCAAUAUUCAACUACUACAACAACAACAGCCGAGGAAACAAAAAUACGAAAUGCUAAAGAAAAAUGGAUGAAGGAGUCAGCUGGUCAACAAAUUCGCUCCAGCGAUCCCUGGUUGUGGCUCAGAAGACAUACUGGAGAACUGUGGACCGGAAAGUGGAUUGGCCGGGACCCUUGUCUCAAUCAAAACCAGCUCAGGAGGUGGAGAAUGUGAACACCUGUACGCCACUGGAGGAGGCGUUUGCUGGGGUGAUGCAGGCCAUGAGUAUGACGACAGCUCAGUGCAAGCGGUUCUACAGGAUAUGCCUACCCAGGGACCAUGAGCAGACAGCCAGAAGGCACUGUUCACGCUUCCAUGGCCAGACCAGUGUACAGAGCCAAUACAGGAUUCAGGUUACAAGGCAAGACUUCAGCAGUGGCAUCAAGGCUUCUACAAGAACACGGCAUGUGGAUGCAGCAAGUAGCUUGAAUCAUUCUCAACCUUUCACUGGUGUUCGCAAGAUGGUUGACAGACAAUCAGAUGAGUUAUAGUUAUUGGACUUUCAUAGUAUCGUAUUCUGUGUUCCGAGAAAGAAAUGUGUUCAUGUCUUUUAUUGCUCUUAUACUUAAUCAUAUGUGUCUUGUAUUGAGAAAACUGGGCUUAAUUCAUGUGCGUAAAGUGUCGUCCCAGAUUAGCCUGUGCAGUCGGCACAGGCUAAUCAAGGACGACACUUUCCGCUAUAAUGGUAUUUUUAGUUUCAGUGAAUCCCUCCUUACCGAAAAUCAAGUUUAGGCAGAAAGUAUCGUCCCUGAUUAGCCUGUGCAGACUGCACAGGCUAAUCUGUGACGACACUUUACGCACAUGCAUUAUGACCAGCUUUCACAGAACAAGACACAUAUAUGUUAAGGUUUUUACACUUAGUACCUCUUAUACAUGUAUGUCUUUUGUACUGCUCUGUUUAAACAUCUGUAAUAAUUAUGCAGCAGUUUGUGUUUGCCCUUGUAUAUUGUUCUCUGCCAAAAAAUUCUAGAACUUAAUUAUGUGAUAUUACAUAACUCAAUAUGAACUUUGUUUUAUAUGUUGGUAUUUAUGUGCAAUUACUCCGUGUUCAAUAUUUUAUGGUGCUUUAAUAACUUUGUAUUUAGGGAUACUGUUCAUUAUUUUACUUUUGAUUUUAUAAAAUACAACUUUUGGACUAAACAAUGAGUUGU
Dreissena polymorpha is the source of this 1199-nucleotide messenger RNA. RefSeq lists its product as uncharacterized. NCBI's taxonomy places the organism in Eukaryota, Metazoa, Mollusca, Bivalvia, Myida, Dreissenidae. The record is from RefSeq and is a predicted model, not a curated record. The transcript has 5 exons. Gene Ontology annotation, biological process: regulation of non-canonical NF-kappaB signal transduction. Gene Ontology annotation, cellular component: nucleoplasm. The coding region runs from base 75 to 539 and encodes 154 amino acids.